AUGCAUGGAGAAAUACUGCUAGUUCGAUUUUCAGACCUCUGUCCUUCUCUCGAGUCGGCACUGAUAGAUGUCAUCAACAGGGGCUACAACAAGCCCCGAUACAAGUACGGCGUGAUUGACACACCGCGGAUCAAGCACUCGCUGCUCAGGGAUCUGAAUAUCAAGGACCUAGAGCAGUCGUAUCUUGCGCUGUUUUUGGCUCCAGAAUGCGACAUAUUGAUAGAGAAAGACGAUAGUGCAGCCGAGGCGACCAGGAAGUUCAUCAGCAAGUUUCCGGAAGUGAGUUUUUCAACACAUCUCAGCCAGCUAGACGACUACUCUAACGUCGAAUCGCGCAUACUAGGAACAGUGGGGAUUAAGAAAAUAGACAGGGGCCACGAAUUGACCGCCUUCACGUCGUUCUACCCGCAAUUGUCGGGUAAGAUGAUGGAUUUCAUCCACCAGGUUGGCAAAAAUGUCGGCUCAAAAACAAUUAUCGCAGACGUGAUUGCAGAGCACAAUCUGGUGGAGUUUUACGAAAAACACCAAUAUAGAGAAAUACGCCGCAUUCCGUGCAAAAUAGACAAACAGACCAACCUGGUGAUUGGGUCUGUGAUGGAGGAUGGCGUCAAGGCCAAAAAAGACUUCACGAUGGUGGAGAUGGAAAGAGUGUUGUAG
Messenger RNA from Ogataea parapolymorpha DL-1, 657 nucleotides. RefSeq lists its product as uncharacterized. The record is from RefSeq and is a predicted model, not a curated record. Bases 1 to 657 code for a protein of 218 amino acids. NCBI's taxonomy places the organism in Eukaryota, Fungi, Ascomycota, Pichiomycetes, Pichiales, Pichiaceae. The transcript has a single exon.